This is a messenger RNA of Aspergillus fumigatus Af293, 483 nucleotides long. Its product is annotated as DUF866 domain protein. NCBI's taxonomy places the organism in Eukaryota, Fungi, Ascomycota, Eurotiomycetes, Eurotiales, Aspergillaceae. The record is from RefSeq and is a predicted model, not a curated record. Gene Ontology annotation, molecular function: zinc ion binding.
AUGCUUUCGCUUCUCCUCUCUGCUGAGCUUACAGGGGUCACCGACCUUCGGCCAAAGGACACGGAGCAAGAACCACACUUUUACACCUUCAAGGUACAAUGCACUUCCUGCCGCGAGGUGCAUCCAAACUGGGUCAGCUUCAAUCGCUUUGAACAACACGAGAUUCCUGGAAGUCGGGGCGAGGCCAACUUUGUGUGGAAAUGCAAGCUUUGCCAGAAAACCCAUUCUGCUUCGAUCGUCAACGGUCCGCAUGCCUAUGAGGGGGAUGAGAAGGGCAAGGGCAGCAAAGUGAUCGAGAUCGACUGUCGUGGACUGGAGUUUACGGAGUUCAAGCCUGAUGGAGAAUGGGAGGCAAAAGGCAUUGAUUCAUCCACGCCUUUCACUGGUAUAGAUUUGUCCGAGGGAGAAUGGUAUGAUUAUGACGAGAAAGCCGGGGAGGAGGUCUCCAUCAAGGAAAUCAAGUGGGAGGUAGGAAGAGGUUGA